AUGGCUUUAGCGAAACCAAUACACCAUAUUCUUUUAUGGAUUAUUAUUAUAGUAUCUGCAUUUUUAUGCGAAGCUUUAGAACAAAAUGAAAUGAUGUCUAGAUCAUUGGUUGACAUACCAUCAGACCAGAAAACAUCAGACAAUAUCAUAUCAAAUGGAUCGUGUAAUCCUCCUUUAAUAUGGUAUACAGGAAAGAUCGAAGCUGACAUGAUGUGUGUUGAAAAUUGUUGUUUAAGCUGUCCUUACAUGGAUAAUUUUUAUCCUCCUGAACAUAGUGUAAAGCAAGCAUUUGAAAUAUUUGCAGGAUUUGGAAUUGUUUCUUUCUUUGCAGUUUUACUAUUAGCAGUGAUCUUUUUAGUCUUGCCAAGUCAAAAAAGAAAUCCUACAGUAAAACAACUAUUAUUACCUUUGGCGUUGAGUGUUUGUUAUUUUGAAGGUUCAGAGUUCUUUACAAUACAACAAGACAAUAGUCAGUGUAUCAAUGAAGUAAGGAGAGCAAAUAUCAGAGAAAAUCCUAUGUGCGCAAUUCAAUCAUUCUUUACUCUUGGUGGGGCGUAUGCAAUAGCAUUUUGGUCCUCACUUUUGAUGCUACACCUUCACUUAAUUUUUGCCGUAUUAAUUACAGUCAUCUCAUUGCUUGCUGUAAUAUUACCAAUGUCAUUAGAUAAAGUUGAAGCAACGAACAUUUGUUUUAUUACUUUAGAAGAUGCUCCGUUAUAUUUUCGUCUUUUAGCCUUUAUUUAUCUUGCACUUUUUUUACAUUUGAUAACAUUUGGUUAUAUGAUUUCCCUCAAAGCAAACUGGAGAGAAACGACAGAUAGCACAACAAGAAUGUCGUUAUCACUUUACGAAGCGCAACAAACUAUAGCUUAUGUAACAAAUAUAAUUCGAGUUCAAUGGCGUGCAUCAUUAGGAGCAUUAUUAAUGUUUUCUGUUUACUCAGUAAAUUGGAUCUUUUAUACAUUUAAAAUGCCAAUAAUUAAAACUGGGACAGAUGCUGAUUGGAUUCGUCAAUGGUUUCUGUGUAUUGCAAAUGGAACUCAAUCAAGUUGUGCAGUUUAUGCCAAUGAUCAUGUUCCAAGUUAUGCGAUAUUCAUAGAAUUGUGGAAUUAUUUAAGAGGUCAACCAACAACGACACCAAGACAUUCUAUUAGACAUUCCAUUAGACAUUCUACUACUUCAAUGAAAGAAAAAAGGGCCCCUAUUAUCGAAAAGAGAGAUUCAAUCAAAAAAGACAAGAGAGCAUCCCUUUCAUCCAUCAUUUUAUCAUCUAAUAGAGCACGAAAUAGUUCAAAUAAUGCACAUCUCUCGACUUCAUUAGGCUCCAGCUUAAAUGCACCUUAUCCAAGUUCUAUCUUAAUGACUUCAAAAGAUAACUAUCCAUUUAAAGUUACAAAAUCUUCGAAUGCGAAACGUCUUACUUUUUCUUCAUUCACAAGCGAUAAUAAUUAUGUAAUUGAACCUGUUAAAGUUAGGAAUUCAACAACAUAUGUUACGUUAAGAUAUAGUGACUUACUCAAAUCAUACGAACAAGAUGGUGAAAUUGAAGAAGAAGAAGAAUCAUUAGCGGAUGUGACUCUUGAUCCUGAUAAACGUCGAGAUUGGAUGGAAAAGUAUAAUAAUAUGGAUUAUAAUGAAACAAAAUUAACGAUGCCUUCACAAAACAACAAUGAUGUAUCAAAUAAUGAAGGAAAUAUUAAAGAAAAUAAUGAAGGAAAUACUAAAGAAAAUAUUAAAGAAAAUAUUAAAGAAAAUAUUAAAGGAAAAAAUGAAGAAAAAAACGAAGAAAGUAAUGAAAUUAAUGAAGAUAAUAAUGAAGAUAAUACCUCAACAGUGCAAUCAAAUCAGUCCAGUUAUGAUCAGUCCAAUUAUACUCAAUUCAAUUAUAAUCCAUCUAAUUAUACUCAAUUCAAUUAUAAUCCAUCCAAUUAUAAUCAAUCCAAUUAUAAUCGUUCAAGUUAUAAUCAAUCCAAUUAUAAUCAAUCCAAUUAUAAUCAAUCCGGUUAUAGUCAAUCCGGUUAUAGUCGUUCCAGUCAUAAUUCCGGUUAUAAUCAUCCCAGAUAUAAUCAUUCCAGUUAUUCCAAUUAUAUCAAUUAUAAUCAGUACGAUUCUAAUCAGUACGAUUAA
Molecule: messenger RNA, 2127 nt
Organism: Cetraspora pellucida
Lineage: Eukaryota; Fungi; Glomeromycota; Glomeromycetes; Diversisporales; Gigasporaceae
Source: the annotation of a GenBank genome assembly